Molecule: messenger RNA, 2736 nt
Organism: Bufo bufo (common toad)
Lineage: Eukaryota; Metazoa; Chordata; Amphibia; Anura; Bufonidae
Product: ectoderm-neural cortex protein 1-like
Exons: 4
Coding region: 149-1915 (588 amino acids)
Molecular function (GO): protein binding
Source: RefSeq, a predicted model, not a curated record
GUCUGAGGGAGCGAGGGGAACGAGCUGGGGAGUCAGCUCUUGGAACCCCCCCUGUCACUGACUCACAGAGCUAGAAGAGAAUGGGCGUGAAGAUCUGAAACCACCGUCUGGGCACAGUUUAUAUCCUGUUAAAUAAAACAGAAGAAAAAUGUCGGUCAGUAAUCACGAGAACCGUAAGUCCCGCUCUAGCACGGGUUCGAUGAACAUCCAUUUAUUCCAUAAACCUGGCCAUGCAGAUAGCCUUCUAACACAUCUAAACCUGCUCCGUAAACGCUGCCUCUUCACAGAUGUGGUGCUGUUGGCUGGAAAUCGUGCUUUCCCAUGUCAUCGGGCAGUCCUAGCUUCCAGCAGCCGUUAUUUUGAGGCAAUGUUCAGUGGCGGGCUAAAAGAAAGCCAAGACAGAGAAGUUAACUUUCAUGAUGCUCUGCACCCUGAGGUCUUGGAGCUGCUCCUGGAUUAUGCCUAUUCUGCACGUAUUAUACUAAACGAGGAAAAUGCAGAGUCCUUGUUGGAAGCUGGAGAUAUGCUACAGUUUCAUGACAUACGAGAUGCAGCUUCAGAGUUCCUGGAAAAGAAUCUUCAUACAGCAAACUGCUUAAACAUGAUGCUGAUAUCUGAUGCACACUGCUGUGAGAGAUUGUUUGAGCUGUCUUGGAGAAUGUGUCUGUCCAAUUUUGUGGAAUUAUCAAAAACAGAAGACUUUUUAAGAUUGCCAAAGCUCAAACUGAUGGAGCUCAUCCUAAGUGAGGAGCUUGAAGUGGAAGAUGAAAGUCUAGUCUAUGAAGCUGUGAUAAGAUGGAUAAAAUACAAUCUUUGUCUUCGAUUAGAUGAUCUACCAGAUCUACUGCGCUGUGUCAGGCUAGCUCUGCUCCCAGACCAGUAUCUCCAAAGUCUGGCUACAGAUGAUUUGGUAGUUCAGAACAAGCAGGCAAAAGCAAUUGUGGAAGAAGCAACACAUUGCAGGAACAAGAUUCUGCAGAAUGAUGGGUUAGUGACUGGUUUCUGUGCACGUCCUCGGAAAGUUAGCCAGGCCUUGCUACUCUUGGGAGGGCAGACAUUUAUGUGUGACAAAAUCUAUGUAAUGGAUCAGAAGACCACUGAAAUAAUACCCAAGACUGACAUUCCUAGCCCUCGCAAAGAGUGUAGUGCCUGUGCCAUUGGCUGCAAAGUGUAUGUUACAGGAGGGAAGGGGGCAGAAAAUGGAGCUUCUAAAGAUGUCUGGGUCUAUGACACCCUGCACGAUGAAUGGUCCAAGGCAGGACCUAUGCUUGUUGCCAGGUUUGGCCAUGGAUGUGCAGAGCUUGACAGCUGUCUUUAUGUAGUUGGUGGCCAUACAGCCAUAACGGGGGCAUUUCCAGCAUCUCCUUCUGUAUCACUGAAGCAAGUUGAACAUUAUGACCCACAAGUAGACAAAUGGAGCUUGGUAGCUCCCCUAAGAGAAGGUGUGAGCAAUGCUGCAGUAGUUGGAGCAAAGAUGAAACUUUUUGUGUUUGGAGGUACUAGUGUCAACCGUGAAAAACUCCCCAAAGUCCAGUGUUUUGAUCCAGUUCAAAAUAGAUGGACAGUGCCCACUACCUGCCCUCAACCCUGGCGUUACACUGGUGCUGCUGUUUUAGGAAACCAUGUCAUUGUGAUAGGAGGAGACACUGAGUUCUCAGCCAGUUCAGCCUAUCGCUUUAAUAGUGAGACCUAUCAGUGGUGCAGAUUUGGGGAGGUUUCCUCAAAAAGGAUUAGCUGCCGUGCAGUUGCUUCUGGCAAUAGACUAUAUGUAGUAGGUGGAUACUGUGGUUCGCAGCGGGGUAAAACACUGGACUGUUACGAUCCUGCAAGUGAUACAUGGAGCAGUGUGACCACAGUGCCUUAUUCUCUCAUCCCAACAGCCUUUGUCAGCACAUGGAAGUACCUUUCUGCUUGAGUCUGAAGUUUUUCCUUGGUGGACUAUUAUGAAAAUGAAUAAUUUUAUGGUGGAACAGUUUGGAAAUAAUCUAGACCAUUGUUAACGUCUAGCUGGAUGGCAAGAAUGUACACAGGAGAUGGAAAUCUCUUUACCAGUCUUGGAAGGCACAAAAACACUGUUAUGGACUAUUUAGUUACAUGUUUAGUGAAUUAGUGGCACUUUUGUUGAUGGAGUCAGAAUAAGUUGUCAUUUUACAUUAAAAUGACUUUUUUCUAAUUUUAUUUUUCAGACAUCCACUCCCUUCAUGAAUUCCAACACAGACUUAACAUUCCUACAUUCUGUGAAAACAAUCCAUUUGUGAUGUAGUAAUAUUCAGCCUAAUUUCUUAAGUAAUUUCUUAUGAACUUCGUGAUAAAGUGUGUUGUCUGGAUGUGCUGUUGAACUUUUCAAUGUCUAGUCCUAGAAUUUCAGAGAAUACCUUCUUUUCCAUGUAGCUGAUGAUCCCAUUAACUUCUUCCACUCUCAACUGUUAGGAGAGCACUUCUGUCUGGAGGCUAAUACAUAACCUAUCACUGGCACUAUAUUCUCAUGAAGAAACCAUGAGAACAAGCUAUGUAAAGGAUCCCAUAAGAAUAAAGUCAGCUUUUUGUUCUCAGGGGAAAUCAGUGGCUUACUACCCUCUCCCCAUUGUCCACACAUUCAUGUGUAGCUGAACCAAGCAUGCAUAUGUAUAUGGAGGAGUUGGGAGGAAGAGUUAGCUGAACAUGCACGAUUUUGAAGGUAUAUGGGCACCUUAAACCUUGGAAUGUUAAACAUUUACUUGAGUGUUAGUAGUCUGA